This is a messenger RNA of Trypanosoma conorhini, 1677 nucleotides long. RefSeq names its product putative leucine-rich repeat protein 1 (LRRP1). The transcript has a single exon. Gene Ontology annotation, biological process: SCF-dependent proteasomal ubiquitin-dependent protein catabolic process. Bases 1 to 1677 code for a protein of 558 amino acids. Gene Ontology annotation, cellular component: SCF ubiquitin ligase complex. NCBI's taxonomy places the organism in Eukaryota, Euglenozoa, Kinetoplastea, Trypanosomatida, Trypanosomatidae. The record is from RefSeq and is a predicted model, not a curated record.
AUGUUGCCAAAGAUUACAGCGCAUAGGAAACACCCCUUUUCAACAGGCAGUCCAAAGAGAGAUAUUGACUUGCCGGGCCCGAAGCAUAUGAAUAAUGUUCUAUUCACCAAAUCAGACUUCUAUCGUCGUGAUAGACGUGAAUUAGCACGUGUUCCAACCCUUGGUGAAAGCGAAAUUUGCAGCCGCGGCAAUGAAAGUGUGAUGUCCUCUCAGUUCUUGCCAAUAUUGCGCCUAUUGAAAGCAAGCACAACUGCUAUAAGUGACGAGGAUCUGAAGGAGAUUGCUAAUAAUCGCAGUUUGCAGAAAAUUUUUCUGCAAGAUUGCAAGAACCUAACAGAUGUAGGUGCAUUUUCUUCCACUCUCACGCUCGAGGAAAUGCAUCUUCGUGGGUGUUCGAAGUUGGUUUCAAUUGGUGAUAUUGGGCAAUUACCUCUACUAUGGCUACUGGAUUUAAGUAAGACGUCUGUGACAGAUAAUGAUCUGAAGAGUCUUUCUGGAAGCAAAAGUUUGCUGAAAAUUUUUCUUGAAGACUGUAAAAAUCUGACUGCGAUAGACUUUCUCUCGUCUAUCACGUCUAUUGAGGAAAUUUCCAUACGUGGGUGUCAUAAAGUCAAGCAUAUUGGUAGUUUGGGAUUGCUUUCAGCAUUGCAUACACUUGAUGUAAGUAAGAUAUCAAUAAACAAUUCAGGGCUGCUUGGGCUUGGUGCGAGCCGUAGUCUGGAGAAGAUUUUCCUGGAGAACUGCAAGCAACUUUCAAAUGUAAGUACAUUCUCUUCUAUACGGUCACUCAGGGAAAUUUACCUCAGCAGAUGCGUGCGGUUGACAAGCGUUGAUACCUUGGGCACGCUUCCCGCCCUUUGUGUGCUUGAUGCAAGUAAGACUUCAUUGACGGAUGAAGGCCUGGAAGGCCUUUCUGCAAGUCGGAGUCUGGAGAAGAUUAUUCUCGAAGACUGUGUUUGCUUAGCCUGCGUUUCUGCUCUCUCCUACAUUAUAAGCCUAAAGGAAAUUUACCUUUCUGGAUGUACUCUUAUAUCAGAGAUUGGCGUUUUGGGUUUGCUUCCAGCUCUUUGUGUGCUUGAUGCAAGUAAGACUUCAUUGACGGAUGAAGGCCUGGAAGGCCUUUCUGCAAGUCGGAGUCUGGAGAAGAUUAUUCUCGAAGACUGUGUUUGCUUAACCUGUGUUUCUGAACUUUCUUCUGUGAUGUCAUUAAAAGAGCUACGACUACGCGGAUGUAAUAGAUUGACAAUUGUUUCUGGCCUUGGUUUACUUCCUGACUUGUGCGCACUUGAUCUAAGCAUGACUGCUGUAACAGGAGUUAGCCUACGAGGUUUGGGGGAAUCUCCCAGUCUGUCAAAAUUAUUCCUCGAAAAUUGCUUGAAUUUGACAUCCGUGCAAUCCCUCUCCACCGUUUUGGCACUAGAAGAAAUUUACCUCCGCGGGUGUGUUAGGGUGAGUGAUGUGGGCGCUCUGGGCGCGCUACCUGUGUUGCAACUGCUUGAUGUAAGUAAAACCUCUGUGACAGACGAAGGGUUAGAUGGUUUGUCUGCUAGCCUUACCUUGAAGCGAAUCCUUCUCGAAGACUGCGCGAAACUCACCACAGUAGCUUCUUUGACCUAUGUUCAUACGAUUGAGGAGAUGAAUGUUUGCGGUUGUUCAGGGGUAACAAGUUUCAUCUGA